UGCAUCUCAGUGACGUUGAUCUCCUGCAGCCGCUACAUACUGUGCAUUAAAGUGAUAGCUGUACAUUAUUCCAAGCAGGGGCAGACUGACAACUCAUGGGGCCCCCAGGCAAUAGGGGAUCAUGGGGCCCCUGUGUCCUUGCCCAAACUCAAAAAAGCCUAUGAAAAAGGUACCAGGGGCAUCUCAUGGGGCCCCCUACUGACCCCGAGCCCUCGGGCAGUGCCCGAGUUUCCAAAUGGUCAGUCUGCCCCUGGUUCCUAUUAUCUA
Molecule: messenger RNA, 267 nt
Organism: Staurois parvus
Lineage: Eukaryota; Metazoa; Chordata; Amphibia; Anura; Ranidae
Source: the annotation of a GenBank genome assembly